Gavia stellata (red-throated loon) is the source of this 3799-nucleotide messenger RNA. RefSeq names its product sec1 family domain containing 1 (gene SCFD1). Bases 1 to 1899 code for a protein of 632 amino acids. NCBI's taxonomy places the organism in Eukaryota, Metazoa, Chordata, Aves, Gaviiformes, Gaviidae. Gene Ontology annotation, molecular function: syntaxin binding. The transcript has 25 exons. The record is from RefSeq and is a predicted model, not a curated record. Gene Ontology annotation, biological process: endoplasmic reticulum to Golgi vesicle-mediated transport; intracellular protein transport. Gene Ontology annotation, cellular component: Golgi membrane; cytosol.
AUGGCGGCCGGUAUCCGGGAGAAGCAGACAGUGGCUUUGAAGCGUAUGCUGAACUUCAAUGUUCCUCCUGUUAAAAACAGCACAGGAGAACCAGUAUGGAAGGUUCUCAUUUAUGACAGAUUUGGCCAAGAUAUAAUCUCACCUUUGCUGUCAGUGAAAGAGCUGAGAGAUAUGGGGAUCACUUUGCAUCUGCUUUUGCAUUCAGAUCGGGAUGCUAUUCCAGAUGUUCCAGCUGUUUACUUUGUAAUGCCAACAGAAGAAAAUAUUGACAGAAUGUGCCAGGAUCUUCGAAACCAGCUUUAUGAAUCUUAUUAUUUAAACUUUAUUUCUGCCAUUUCGAGAAGUAAGCUGGAAGAUAUUGCAAAUGCUGCCAUAGGUGCUAAUGCAGUAACUCAAGUGGCUAAGGUGUUUGAUCAGUAUCUUAAUUUUAUUACUUUAGAAGAUGAUAUGUUUGUAUUGUGUAACCAAAACAAAGAACUUGUUUCGUAUCGUGCCAUUAACCGACCAGAUAUAACAGACACAGAAAUGGAAACUAUAAUGGACACUAUUGUUGACAGUCUCUUCUGUUUUUUUGUUACGCUUGGAGCUAUUCCUAUAAUCAGAUGCUCAAGAGGAACUGCAGCUGAAAUGGUGGCAGUGAAAUUAGAUAAGAAGCUCAGAGAGAAUCUAAGAGAUGCCAGAAACAGUCUUUUUACAGGUGACACACUUGGAGCUGGCCAGUUCAGCUUCCAAAGGCCCUUAUUAGUCCUUGUUGACAGAAACAUAGAUUUAGCAACUCCUCUACAUCAUACGUGGACAUACCAAGCUUUAGUGCACGAUGUUCUGGAUUUCCAUUUGAAUAGAGUUAACUUGGAAGAAUCAACAGGAAUGGAAAGUUCUCCAGCAGGUGCUAGACCUAAGAAAAAAAAUAAGAAGUCCUAUGAUUUAACUGCAUCUGAUAAAUUCUGGCAAAAGCAUAAGGGCAGUCCUUUUCCAGAGGUAGCUGAGUCUGUUCAGCAAGAACUGGAAUCCUACAGAGCCCAAGAAGAUGAAGUCAAAAGACUUAAAAGUAUCAUGGGUAUAGAAGGGGAGGAUGAAGGAGCAAUAAGUAUGCUUUCUGAUAAUACAGCUAAGCUAACUUCAGCUGUCAGCUCUCUUCCAGAACUUCUGGAAAAGAAGAGGCUCAUUGAUCUUCAUACAAAUGUUGCAACAGCCGUUUUGGAGCAUAUAAAGAGUCGAAAGCUGGAUGUGUAUUUUGAAUAUGAGGAAAAAAUAAUGAGCAAAUCCACUCUGGAUAAAUCUCUUCUGGACAUGAUUUCUGACCCGGAUGCGGGAACGCCAGAAGACAAAAUGCGAUUAUUUCUUAUCUAUUACAUAAGCUCAGCACAGGCACCUUCAGAGAUUGAUUUGGAGCAGUAUAAAAAAGCGUUGAUGGAUGCAGGUUGUAAUCUUGCUCCUUUGAGUUACAUAAAACAAUGGAAAGCUUUCACUAAGAUGGCUUCAGCUCCAACCAGCUAUGGAAACACUACGCCUAAACCUUUGGGUCUAUUUUCACGUGUUAUGAAUACAGGAUCACAGUUUGUGAUGGAAGGAGUGAAGAACUUGGUACUGAAGCAACAAAAUCUACCAGUCACACGGAUAUUGGACAACCUCAUGGAGAUGAAGUCAAACCCUGAGACAGACGACUACCGGUAUUUUGACCCCAAGAUGCUACGAGGCAGUGACAGCUCAGUUCCAAGAAACAAAAAUCCGUUCCAGGAGGCGAUAGUGUUUGUAGUUGGAGGAGGCAACUAUAUUGAAUAUCAAAAUCUUAUUGACUACAUAAAGGGUAAACAAGGCAAACAUGUCCUGUAUGGCUGCAGUGAACUUUUUAAUGCUACACAGUUUAUAAAACAGCUGUCCCAACUUGGCCAGAAAUAAGACUGGAACACCAUUACCUGGAUGGCAGUGUGACAAUGAAGAAUUGUUACAACAUUCAGAUAUCUUCAUAUCUAUAAUUUUGUCAUUAUAUUAAAACUUAAACCUGUUUCAUUAAUAUGAUAACUUUUAAAAAAAAGAUCUGUAAUUAGUACAGUGUAUAUCAACAUUUCAGAAAUAAACCUUAAAACCUGCUGUAUUUUUGGUGGGGGUCAGUUUCACAUUAUUACGUUCUAAAUGCAGUAUUAGCUAUGGUAUAUGACAGAGCUGGCUGGAAAGCAUAGCAUUUUCAAGUUCUUAUAUAUAGUUUCUGUUACAGUAAACAAAGCAAUAGCUUGAAGAAAAGGUUAAGUCUGUCUUCAGGAGAUGGGUUCUUCUUCAAAGCCAUACUAUCUUUCUUUAAGAAAACUGAAAAGGACAAAACUGCCUUUUAGGACCACAGACAAACAGCCUUAGUGCGAGAGAACUACUACUUCUAGUUCCUACCCUUUUAUUUUACCAAAGUCAUUAUAUUUAGAUUUGUGCAGUUUUUGCUUGAUGGUCCAAAGAUGUACUUGAAGAUACCUUCAGUACAAGUUUCUGAUACAGUAAUUUAGCAUUUCUCUUAAGUUUAAGAGAAAAUUGCUUGCCUACACAGUCACAGUUCCAAACUGUAAAACUGUGAAGUCUUUAAUAAUUUUCUUUUGCACUUUUUAUUGUAACUGCUUUGACUGUUAUGUUUGGGAAGAAACCAAGUCAUGCUCACAGAACAGCUCUUAACUGUUUUGUAAGCACAUAUUUAAAAUACAGUUUUUAACAAUUGCAUUAGGUAGGGGUGGUUUCAAUUGAAAGAAUCUCAUGAUAUAAUUAAGUUUUGCUAUUAACGAUAGCACUGGAGAGUGCAUAUGGAAAUUGAGAGAGGGUAUCAAAAUUUCUUUAUAGCCGUAGGUCUCUGCCUCUAGAAAUGUCCUCUCUGGAAACUGUACUGCUACUGGUGAAGCAAUAAUACGUCUUCAAAAUGAGGCCUAACAUACUCAAAAAGUUAAAAGAAAACGCUUGUUGUGGGCUUAUUAACGAACUGUGAGAUUGUAAGAAUUACUGGCUUACUGUAAAUUUUUCAGCAGUUUUUUUUGCACUAGUCUUCAAUGUUGAAUGUUAAUUUUGCUCUAAAGGCAAUACUUUUUCCCCAGCUAGAUUUUUUUUCAGAACAUCUAUACAAGAAAUGCAGUUGGAUCUAGUCCUUAGAAGUAUCACGAUGAAAAUAUGCAUAAUCUAGACCAUGUUAUCAAAAAGUAAUAAUGUUAUUUAAUUAUCUCAGCUGAGUGUUGUAAGCUACUCCACACUACUACUAUAAACUUCUAACUUUGCCAAGUCAAUAAAUGUAUUUAUUGUGGUGUUAAUUAUAGUUGUUGUAUGUGAGCACUCUCCCAUACUUCAAUCAGCAAGGUCUCACUGUGUCAAAUGCAGUUUGUUAUUCUAAUUCCCUAUAUAUAUAUACACACUAUAUUUGUUAGUAAAAACAAGGUCAAAGUACAUUUGGAAAAGAAAAUUACACUUAAGGUGUUUAUUGCUUCCUGUGGGAGUUCAUUCCAGGAGCUUGAAAUAAUCCAUCCCCAAGAAAGCUGUGCUUCCUAUGCAAAGAGUUUUAACCUUGCAGCUGACAACCAACUUCUGAAAAAUCUGCUGAUUGCUUUUUGUCCAGAUCUUGUGGCAGCCUGUGAUACGAUGGACCCUGCUCGUUUAAACAAGGAGCACUCCUGGUUUAUCACCGCUUACAGAAUUUGCUGUUUCAAUAAACUAUGUAUAGAUAUCAGAAAGUACUUUGGUUGCUGAGUUCAAAACUUGGUUUGCAGUCUUUACGCUGCCUCUGGAGACAGGUUUUGUUUGUGCCCAGCUUUAUAGCUGGAUCUUCAGGUCUGUUGUG